Molecule: messenger RNA, 1419 nt
Organism: Necator americanus (New World hookworm)
Lineage: Eukaryota; Metazoa; Nematoda; Chromadorea; Rhabditida; Ancylostomatidae
Exons: 14
Coding region: 1-1419 (472 amino acids)
Biological process (GO): integrin-mediated signaling pathway; cell-matrix adhesion; cell adhesion mediated by integrin
Cellular component (GO): cell surface; integrin complex; focal adhesion
Molecular function (GO): integrin binding
Source: RefSeq, a predicted model, not a curated record
AUGCGGCUACUCUUCCUGCUGUUACCAGUUUUAUAUCAACUUGGAGAAUGUCAGGAUCUGACCGCAAUUUGUGGAUCGCUCGAAGCGCAGGCAAGCUGUGGUCAGUGCAUAAAACAGCAUCCAGAUUGUGCAUGGUGCCGAGAUCCGCAUACAACCCAUCAGAAUCGAUGCCAGGUCAGAUCAGCUUUCAAAGCCGAGACCUGCAAUCCUACAUACGUGUACUCCCCAGCCACGGAAGUUCGCAUCGGACCACAUAAUUUGCCUCUUGGAUCGCCUGGAUCUGGGAAGUCAGUCGUUCAGAUUGAACCGCAACAGGUUGUUCUGCGAAUGAAACCAGGCGACACUCUGAAUGUGCAGUACAAGUAUAUGCACAAAAAACCCGCUCCUGGAUACGAUGUCAAGGAGUUUUUAGUACAAACAAGCGAAUUCAAAAAGCUUGGCCUCGAAAUGAAGUUCUUCGUCGACUGCAACGGGCGAGAAGUUGAGGGGAAACAAUGUCCGACUCUCAAGGAAGGACAGAAAGUCAACUUCAAGAUAAAAGUCACUCUUCUCGAAUGUCGUGACGGAGCCGACGUCGCCAUAUCGGUCGGAGUAUACGGUUACACCACCGUUUCUGCGUUGUACAUCACACCUUUGUGCGGAUGUGAAUGCGAAAAACCCACACAACAGGAGAAGAACUCUCCGCUCUGUCAUCAGCACGGUAAUCUCAUUUGUGGACAAUGUGUCUGCGAAUCCACCAGAGGAGGGGAUCGUUGUGAAUGUCCACUUGCAAGCUAUGGCGUUAAAAAUGCUAUGGAAUUGGAGGACCGUUGCAGAGAGAAGCCAGGUGCUCCAGUAUGUUCUGGACGAGGAAUGUGUCGUUGUGGUCAAUGCCAGUGCAAAACACAAACGAUCACCGGUCGAUUCUGUCAAUGCGAUCAUUCAUCCUGCCCUACUGGACCUGAUGGUCGACAAUGCAGUGGAAAUGGUGUUUGUGAAUGUGGAAAAUGCAGAUGCGAAGAUGGUUGGGAAAGAGACGAUUGUUCUUGCAGCACCGACAAAGGCACAUGUAUGGAAGGCGGAGCUGAAUGCUCUGGCAACGGGCAUUGCGAAUGCGGAAAAUGCGUCUGUGAUGAAGGUUUCAACGGAGCAUUUUGUGGUGCCCCAGAUGAAGUUGUGACCGCUAGUACUCCUGAAAAGGAAGAGAUGCCGGAGCCAGAAGAGGAACCCUCCGAGUCAGUUGAGCCUAGCAUUUCCGAAGAGGAAGUGAAAGAUGCGGUGGAAGAGAAUCCUGAACCAGCAAAUUCUGAGGAGAACACACCCACGGAAACAUCCGAUGGUGAUUAUGGUUCAGAGCCGGAAUUACCCGAGGAAGCGACGUCAUCAUCAUCAGUUCUCGUUUUUCUUACUAGCAUUUUUAUUGCCACCAUAUUCAUCUAA